AGAUGGGGGAAGGCAGGAAGGGGGCAGAUUUACAGCAUGUUCCUUCACCAUCUCUGCCUCCCUCCCACCCCCAGCAGAUUUUCACCUUGUGACUCGAUGGCCGUGAGGACUGGAGGCAGUGGCUGCCGAUGGUUUGUGUUACGGUGACGGACUCGGGACCCAAUGAAUUCCGUUUCGCCCUCCACGGCUCAGUACAUCCAGAGCCAGGAUGAGGGGCAAACCUCGGACCCCAGGAAGGUGCUGGUGCCGGGGGUUGGAGAGAGGAGCCUCGGCUGGAACGGACACUGCGGCACAGCGGAGAAGCCGGCCGCCAGCGAGGAGCCCGAUGAGGUGGACAAGCUCAAAGCCAAGCUGAUGUCAGCCUGGAACAACGUCAAAUACGGUUGGGUGGUGAAAGGAAAGACAAACUUCAGCAAAACGUCUCCCAUCUACCUGCUGGGAAGGCAUUACUGUUUCGAUUCAGCAGUGUCAGAUUUAAUGUUGAAGGUCCCCCCGGGAGAAAACCAGACCCGGCCGAUGCCUGCUGUGUCCUUGUUCAGGAAGGACUUUGCCUCCCGGAUUUGGCUGACGUACCGACGGGAGUUCCCCCCACUGGAGGGCUCUGUGUGGACCACCGACUGCGGCUGGGGCUGUAUGCUGCGUAGUGGCCAGAUGCUACUAGCUCAGGGUCUCCUGGUGCACCUGCUGUCCCGAAACUGGACCUGGCCGGAUGCCUUACUCAGCGCCGAGACUGAGUCCGAGCCCAAGUCCCCGUCGAAGGCCAGGACGGGCAUAGUGUCGUGGCCAGUCAUUCCCGAGGUCCUCAGCUCCCAGCAGGAGCGAGGAGGCGGAGGAGGGCGAGCCGGAGGCCCACGGGCUGCGCCUGCCUCGAGCCAGGCCCGGAGGCCGGUCAGCGUCACAACUCCGGGACGGGAAGAGAGGGAGCACAGGAGGGUGGUGGCCUGGUUCGGUGAUCACCCCAAGGCCGCCUUCGGUGUGCACCAGCUGGUCGCCUACGGCAAGAGCUCAGGGAAGAAGGCCGGGGACUGGUACGGGCCGUCCAUUGUGGCUCAUAUAAUCCGGAAGGCUGUGACUAAAGUAGAGGAGGCUGAAGGCCUGGAUAUAGCUGUGUACGUGGCUCAGGACUGUACAGUGUACAAGGGAGACGUGAUGAACGUGUGCUCGGGACAGCCUGGCCUGGCCUGGAAGUCAGUCAUUAUCCUGGUUCCAGCUCGCUUGGGAGGAGAGACGCUGAACCCAGUCUACAUGGAGUGUGUGAAGGAAGUGCUGAGGCUGGAGUGUUGUGUGGGGAUUAUCGGGGGGAAACCAAAACAUUCGCUGUACUUCAUCGGGUUCCAAGAUGAUUUCCUCCUCUACUUGGACCCUCAUUACUGCCAGCCUGUGGUCGAUGUCACGAAGCCCGGCUUCCCUCUGGAGUCCUUUCAUUGUUUCUCUCCACGGAAAAUGGCUUUCAGUAAAAUGGAUCCGAGCUGCACCAUUGGCUUCUAUGCAAAAACCAGAGACGACUUCCUGGAUCUGUGUAAACACGUCACUGCGUUGCUGGGCUCUACGCAUGGGGAGAAAUACCCCAUCUUUACCUUUGCUGAGGGCUGUGCUCAGGACUAUGCUCUGGACGAGGUGAGGGUGGACUCCCCUGACCCCACUGCCCUGAUCUCCAGGUCCCGUCACACCAGCACUGGAACAGACGAGUUUGUCUUCCUGUGACCAGAGAUGGCUCCUGCUCAGCGCUGGGUCCACCUGCCCACCACAAGGAAUUAAAGCAGCCCCCCCCCCCCCACACACACACAUACGAUUGUACACAGAGCUUUCUUUCUCCCCCACCCCCUUUUUCUUUACUAUGUGCCCCAUUAACAAUUUCUCCCCGAGGGUCAGUGUUGCUGUCCCUUGCAGAGGUGUGAGACGCUUUGGAUUAAGGUGCAGUGUGUGUGGGGGCUGGGGGUGGGGGGAGGAUUACUGUCCCUGUUUGGGUGGGGGGGAACGAUAAAGAUCUCCUGCAGCGCUGUGGGGAAAAGUGAUGGGACAUUUCUCCUGGUGUCCUGGCUGACAAUCCCCCCUCUCCCCGGAUAAAAUCUCUUCCACCUCAGGUCCCAGCUGUUUGUUCGAUGCCGCUGUGUGCGAAUUGGCUGCUGACUUCAACUCCAAACCCAGUCGCUACAACACUUGACGUUUAAGGCAAGGUGACAUUAGGCGCUCAAUCAGAUCAUUAUUUUAUUACUGUUUGCGUAGCUAAUGGUGGGAGACGAGGUGGGGUACAGUCCUCGCUCUCUCAUACUACUGAUGUCCGCGUGUGUGCGCGAGUCUGGACACAAAUCUGCUUCCUUCUAAAUAUUGCCGACUGUUGACAGACACGGCUGUUUGUGGGUACGCCGAUGGGCACAAUCGGCUGCCCCAUCGCUCCCACAAAGUACACAGUCGCCCCACUUUACUGUGUCUGCUGUCAAGCGCUUUGAGACGUCUCAACGACGUGAUAAGGUGCAAAUGCAAGGACUGCUGUAUUGAUAAUCGCUCCCUGCCAAUCACAUACACCAAACCCCGGGGGGGGGGGGGUGCGGGUGUGGGAGGGCUGGGGGUUUGUAUUGUAUUGUUACUACAACGAAAAGUGUAAACACUGAAGAGUUGAGGGUUUGGCCACCUGUUUUGGACACUGGCUAUGUCAUAAGAUUAAAAAUACUGCACUAAUGGGGGCGGUGUGUGUGUGUAUGGGGGGACGGGGCGUGGGCUGUCAUUUUAAGAUGUGCAGAAAUCCCGGGCGGGGGGGGGUCCGGGGGGAGGGGGAGAUCACACUAAUCCGGGAAUCAGCCCAACAGCCCACAGGGUCAAGGUCUGGGCUGCCCACAAUCAGAAGCUUCCCCUCCCUCUGCUGAGGCCUUGGGAAUCCCACAGCAGUGAGCGCGAGGUGGGGGUGCGGGGACGGGGGCACAGAGUGAGACUUCUGCUGUUGUUAUUGUGUCUCCAUGAGAGGAGCUAAAAUUCAGAGGACAGUCUUACCCUGUGGUUCCCAGCGAGCCCCCUGUGACAUAGGGUUAUGGGCUCCAAGGUAAGGGUAGGGCUUAUUCUCUAGGCUAGGGGUUGGGUUAGGGUUUGGCUGUCAUGGGUAUGGUUACAGGUAAUGGUAGGGGUUUGGGCACUUAAGCUAGGGUUGGGGUUUGUUCUCGAGGCCGGGGGAGUUGGUGCAACUAUUUAUUUUGGAGUGAUGUGGUGUGAUGUGAUGUCUGGGGUCUGAAACUCCCCCUCUUCCCCACAGCGCUCGGUCCGUGUACAUAUUGUGAAUAUGAAGUGUAAAUCCACAUUGAUUCCAAUAAACGUUUCCAAUUUCACCUCUUCA
This is a messenger RNA of Callorhinchus milii (elephant shark), 3325 nucleotides long. Its product is annotated as cysteine protease ATG4D. NCBI's taxonomy places the organism in Eukaryota, Metazoa, Chordata, Chondrichthyes, Chimaeriformes, Callorhinchidae. The record is from RefSeq and is a predicted model, not a curated record. Gene Ontology annotation, molecular function: protein-phosphatidylethanolamide deconjugating activity. The transcript is spliced from 10 exons. Bases 163 to 1704 code for a protein of 513 amino acids.